AUGGCUGAAGCUGUGAUUUCCAUGGUGGUAGACUUGUUGGGUUCUCUUCCUCUCGAGAAGUUAAUAAAAGAAGUGAGUUUGGUCAGCAAAGUUCAACAAAGGGUGGAUAAUUUGAAGAGAAAUCUGAGGUCCAUUCGAGCUGUACUCCAUGAUGCUGAGAACAAAAGAUGGACUACCAAUAGUGAAAGUGUCAAAGUUUGGCUGGAGACGCUUGCAGAUGACGCUCAAGAGAUGGGUAAUGUGCUCGAUCAAUGGAACACUCUCAUUCUCAAAACCCAAAUUGAGAGCGAGUUUCGAAAGAGAAAUUCGGUUAGUUUCUUCAUGCCCACUUUUUGUUUUUGUUUUCCCAGCGUGAACAACUUUUCUCACCGUGAGAUCUCACAAAAAAUUGAAGAACUCGAUGAGAAAGUAACUAGAGCGGCUAAUCAAAUAGGCCAUUUGGGGCUAAUAGAAAACAUGGCGAGAGUCGACACUCAUGCCGAGAAAGUUUUGGGAAGAUUAGAAACUACCUCUUUUAUUGAUGAAACUGAAGUUCAUGGCCGUGAUCAAGAUAAGGAGGUGUUGUUAGAUAUGUUAAUGUGUGAGACAAGUCAUGGUGUUGGCCAAGGACAACUUGAGGUCAUCUCCAUUGUGGGGAUGGGAGGACUUGGCAAAACUACCAUGGCACAGUUGACAUUUAAUAAUGAAACUGUUAAGAAUCACUUUUCUAAGAGGAUUUGGGUGUGUGUUUCUGAGCCUUUUGAUUUACUCAAAAUUGCAUCAGCCAUUACUGAAAACCUUCAUAAGGAUAAUCAAACUCACAUCCAAGAAAAAGAUGAUUCAAGUCAAACCCAAUAUGGGAAUCCCCCAACAUUUCAAACCUUAGAAGCAGCGUUUAAUUGGAUCUCUAUUAGCCUACGUAAAAGUCGUUUUCUUCUUGUUUUAGAUGAUGUAUGGAACGAGGAGCCUAGUAAGUGGGAACCAUUAGAGAUUAUGUUGAAGAAGUUAGACUGUGUAGGAAGUAAAGUCUUGGUUACCACACGAAAGGAGAGUGUAGCACGUGUGAUGGGAGCUAGUAGUACUUCUCAUAUCAUUAAGUUAAAAGAGUUGAAUCAGAAUGAGUGUCAAAUGAUAUUCGAAAGACGUGCUUUUAAGGGUAGAAACAAUGAAGAAAUCGAAGAAUUAAGAGAUGUUGCUGUACAAAUUGUGAAAAAAUGUAAGGGACUACCUUUGGCUGCCAAGACUUUAGGUGGUCUCAUGCAUUUCAAGAGAAGUAGACAAGAAUGGGAAGGUGUUUUGCGAAGUCAAUUGUGGGAGUUAAAAGUUCGUGAAGUUGAAGAAUAUCUCUUUGGUCCAUUGCUAUUAAGUUACCUUGAUUUAUCUUCUUUUGAGAAACCUUGUUUGUUACAUUGUUCCAUAUAUCCAAAAGAUUAUUUGAUCGACAAGAGACAACUCGUUGAAUUGUGGAUGUCAGAAGGUUAUCUAAGUUGUGAGGAAGAAGGGGCAAGUGUUUUUCAAAAUUUAACAAUGAGAUCUUUUUUUCAAGAUUUUCAAGAAGCAAAUGACAUAUAUGAUGAUAGUAAUGUGGUUUGUAAGAUGCAUGACAUACUACAUGACUUCAUCCAAUAUUUGACAAAAAGAGAGUGUGAGAUCAUAGAAGCUCUUAAUAUAAACUCAGAUGUUAUGAAGAAGCAGAGACUUGGUGAUCAAAGUACUCGACAUUUAACCAUAGCAAUGGAGUCUAAAGCUGAGUUUCCUAAUUUGGAAUUGACUGAUGGCAAUAAAAAGUUUCUUCACACCUUUCUAAUUUUAAGGCAGGAAAAGAAUAUCUCUACUGAUAGCUCCACUUUCUUAACUCUAAAACAUCUUCGGACAUUGAAUGUGUCCAAAUGUGGGCUCAAGAGAUUGCCAGAGAAUAUUGGUGACUUGAUACAUUUGAGAUAUCUUGGGUUGUCAAACAAUCCUUUGGUUAAGUUACCAAAAGCAAUUUGCAACUUAUGCAACCUUCAAACCUUCAAAUUAGAGUCCUGUCGAUCAUUACUAGAGCUACCAGAAAGUAUGGGCAAGCUAAUCAACUUGAGAUCUUUGUACUGUUACAAAAGUGAUGCUUUCUCAAGACUACCAAAAGGAAUUUCAAGGCUAACUUCGUUGCGUUAUGUAGAUUGGAUUGAAGCUUUUGGAGACAAAACCAAGUACUUGACUCUCAGAGAGUUAACAAAGAUGAAUUGCAAGCUCAAAAUCGAUUACUUGACUAUUCAUUUGAAAAGUCUUGUGAAUAUAGAACAUGCAACUGAGGCUAACAAGGUAGAACUAGCCACUUGGGAACUCGUCAGUGAACUCGUCAUCAUAUACCAAGGAAACCGUCAUGAAUUCGAUGCAGCAAUUGAUUUCUUUGAGCCUCAUCCAAAGCUAAAAGUUUUGAAAGUAAGACACUCUUGUUGCCGCACAUUCUCUCCAACAUGGAUGAUGUCCUUGAAUCUUUUGCGAGACAUUGAGUUUUAUCAUUGCUACAGCAUAAGUUCAUUGCCAUCAGCUUUGGGAAAACUACCGUCUCUCGAGUCACUUCGUUUCUGGCAUUUCGAUUCCAGAAAACUUGGCCCUGAAUUGUUAGGCAUAAUGGAAGAUCACCAAGUUGAAAGACAUGAAAGUACUACUCUAUUCCCCAAGCUUAAACUGCUCACAUUCAGAAAUGGAGAAAAUUUGGAAGAGUGGAAAACUGAAGUACCUAGCAAUAAUAUAAAGCUGAUGCCAUAUCUCCAAACCUUGCAAUUCAUGUGUUGCCCUAGACUUCGAGUGCUACCCAACUUUCUUCGAAGGGUUCCUUUGCAAUUUAUAUACAUAUACUAUGACAGUAUUCUCAUGGAGCAUUGCAGAACGAGGGAAGGGAAUGAGUGGCCCAAGAUUUCUCACGCCAAAAACAUUCUCCUCGACGACGUGCAUGUGCAAAAAGAUGGUCGUUUCAUCGAAGAAACAAUUUGA
Messenger RNA from Humulus lupulus (European hop), 2958 nucleotides. Its product is annotated as putative disease resistance protein RGA3. Lineage: Eukaryota; Viridiplantae; Streptophyta; Magnoliopsida; Rosales; Cannabaceae. Gene Ontology annotation, biological process: defense response to other organism. The transcript has a single exon. The coding region runs from base 1 to 2958 and encodes 985 amino acids. The record is from RefSeq and is a predicted model, not a curated record. Gene Ontology annotation, molecular function: ADP binding.